UUUUCUCGGUUCUUCUGAAUUUGUCGGACUUUUGUGGUCUGAGUUUUUUAACAAAAUUUUCACAAAACUUCUCUAAAUUGUAUAUACAUAGUUAAAUUUUGGAAAAAACAAACUUCUACAGAAAAAUGAUUAUCACGCAAUUAAAUAAAUAAAAACUACGUUUCCAUAUUUCCAACAAUUUUGUAUUUUUGUGUGAAUACUCGUACAAAUUAUUAUCAAUACUCAAUCGCAGAAAGUUCAAGUGAAAUUGUUGAAGUGAAGAAUUAAAUUCAACAAGAUGCUCCAGGCAGCUAUGUCGAAGAGAAAAACCCUAAUAUUCUCUUGCUUUGGCAUAGCUAUUGGUCUGUGCAUUGGCACAGUACUGAAAAACUAUCGAGCAUUGGAAAUUGUCAAAAGAUGUAGUCUCAAGCCUGGCAAUCCUAAUUCACCUUUCGAUAUAAUCGGAAUGAAGCCGAACGAAACAAUUCAUAAUUCCCAAAAAAAUCUAGUUUUCGUUGGUGUUAUGACGGCGAAAAAUUUUAUCGAAGGUCGAGCGAAAGCCGUUUACGACACUUGGGGUAAAGAAGUUCCAGGACGUAUUGUUUUCUUUAGCGCCGAAGGUUCUUAUUCCGAUGAAUUGCCAGUGAUUGGAUUGAAAAGCGUUGACGAUAGAUAUCCACCGCAAAAGAAGUCAUUUAUGAUGCUCUAUUAUAUGUAUGAGCAUUUUAUUGAUAAGUUUGAAUGGUUCAUCAGGGCAGAUGAUGAUGUUUAUAUGGAACCAGAUAAGCUGGAAAGGUUUUUACGAUCAAUUGACAGUUCGAAGCCACAAUUUAUUGGUCAAGCUGGGAAGGGAAAUAGCGAAGAUUUUGGUUUGCUUUCUCUGGAGUUCGAUGAAAACUUUUGCAUGGGUGGACCAGGAGUCAUAUUGAGUAGUGAAACAUUACGAAGAGUGGCUCCACAUAUACCAACAUGCUUGAAAAACUUAUACAGUACACAUGAGGAUGUAGAAAUUGGACGAUGUGUUCAAAAAUUCGCAGGCAUACCCUGUACUUGGAACUAUGAGAUGCAAUACAUUUUAAGACAUAAUUCAAGUGGAAAAAUGGCAUUUACUGGAAGCUUAAAACGCAAGGAAAUACACAAUGCAAUUUCGUUACAUCCAAUUAAACAAGGACCACUUAUGCAUCGAUUGCACUCUUAUAUACAGGGCUUAAAAGCUGAAGAAAUUCGCCAAGAAUCUCUUUUACUGCACAGAGACAUCGCACGAAUGGGAAAACUAUUAGAAAUUCCGAAUGAAAGUAAAUUCCUGGUCCCAGGAAUUCCAUUAAUUCCGGAAACUGAAAAUGGAAACCGCUACUUUGAAGACCACAAUAUUUUAGGCAUUAGUCCCGAUUUAAAUAAAUUCACACCAUCAUCAACAGAAGAUCUUCUAGAAUGGUCAUUCAUUGCCAGAAGCCUUUAUUCAACGGAUCAUUCAAAUCCAAAGCACAAAAUCGAUUCAGCAACACGUGAAGGCCUAGAGGAUAUAAUUAAUGAAGUUAUGGAGAACAUAAAUAAUUAUUCUCGACAACGAGGACGAGUCAUUGAAUUUCGUGAAUUACUUUAUGGCUAUUCCCGAUUGAACACCCUUCAUGGACAGGACCUUAUUUUGGAUCUCCUUUUAAUAUACAAAAAGUAUAGGGGGAAAAAGAUGACAGUACCAGUGCGUCGCCAUACGUAUGUCCAAAGAGCAUUCACUGGAACAUUUGUCAAGGAAUUCCACGAAGAUUUCUACAAUGUUACUCUACAAAAAAGUCUUUUUAAAAACAUGUUUGAUAAAGGUAUGGAAAAAUUUACCAAUUCAUUUACAUUACCUGGAUUUGGCAACAACGAUCCCAGCUCUCAACUCAUCAACAAAUCCAAGAUAGUUUUCGUCCUGCCUAUCUCGGGACGUUUCAACACUUUCAAGCGCUUCAUUGAUAACUAUGAGGAUGUGGCAAUUAAGAUGGACACAAAUUGCGAUUUGGUCAUUGUGAUGUUUGGAAAUCAAACCUCAGUGCGUGAACACUUUAGGCUCAUCAAAGAAUUUCGCCAUAGAAACGUCUAUCAACAAAUCCAUUACAUUCACCGAAACGAAGACUUCUCGCGAGGUGUUGCUCUCGAUUCAGCCUCCAGAUCGUCUUUUAUUCAAGACAACGAUAUAAUCCUGUUCAUUGAUGUCGAUAUGGUUUUCAAAUUAGAAACACUACAAAGAAUUCGGAUGAAUACAGUUCAAGGCAAACAAGUCUAUCUUCCCAUAGUUUUUAGCCAAUACGACCCAAGAAGACGAAAUUCAGCGAGUAUGCUUGUGAAUGAAAUAAACAACGACUCAGGCUAUUUCCGGCAAUAUGGAUUUGGCAUUUGUGCAAUAUACAAAUCUGAUAUCUUGGAUCCAGAUAUAAAUGGAUUUGAUAGAGAUAUUAUGGGCUGGGGCCUCGAGGAUGUAAGAUUUCUGGAGAAGAUUGUAAAAGUCGGUAAUCGUCAAGGUUCGUUUUUGGUUAAUACUGCUGAUGUUCCGAGUGGUUAUAAUGAGGCAGCGGAAAAACAUCGUCGUUUAAGCAUAUUCCGUGCUCCAGAUCCUUCAUUGGUUCAUGUGCAUCAUGAUAUUGUGUGUGAUACUAAUUUGGAAGCGCAGCAGUAUAAUAUGUGUUUGGGAACUAAAGCGAACACCCUUGGGAGCACAAAACUUAUGGAGGAAAUAUUUCUAAGUAAUAAAGCCAAUAUAGAUUUUAUAAUUGAUUAUAAUAAGAAAAAAGAGGAAAAAUAGAAGAAACUUAUUUUAAGGUUUUUCCAUUAUAUAAUCAUAAAUAAAAAUACUGCAAGUGUUAUUAGAGAUUGAUGAUAAUCUUUCGUGUGUAAGAAACAUUUAGAAUCUCAGCGAGAAAAAUAUAUGCACUACAUUCCUUUGAGAAGAAAUUGUGGAAAAUUGCAGAAUAAGUACAUUUUUAUUUCAGUUUAAAAACAUUUAAGAAAGUUUACUCACGACGAAAGAUUAUCGUCAGUUUCUAAAACACUUUGUAUUCCUAGUAUUAUUAAGUGUAAGUGAAAACUUCUUUGGAGUCGUUUGUUUUUUUUUUUUUAAUUUUAAAGAAUUUUUCAUUUUAUUUGAAUUUAUUUUGGUUAAUUAAUAUCCUCGCAUGUAUAGAUAAAAAAUAAUAAUUUUAGGCUUUAUGGCAGAAAGAAUUUAUGGAUGUUCUUUUCAAUCUAUGAAUCUUUGUAAAUUUUUUAAUUUUUCAUAAUCAUAAGAAUAUUAUUAAAUGUUAAUUUUCAAGUAUAAAUAAAAACACUUUAAUUUU
Molecule: messenger RNA, 3290 nt
Organism: Eupeodes corollae
Lineage: Eukaryota; Metazoa; Arthropoda; Insecta; Diptera; Syrphidae
Gene: Chsy
Product: chondroitin sulfate synthase 1
Exons: 8
Coding region: 278-2761 (827 amino acids)
Cellular component (GO): Golgi cisterna membrane
Molecular function (GO): glucuronosyl-N-acetylgalactosaminyl-proteoglycan 4-beta-N-acetylgalactosaminyltransferase activity
Source: RefSeq, a predicted model, not a curated record